Messenger RNA from Selaginella moellendorffii, 2461 nucleotides. Its product is annotated as DELLA protein RGL1. NCBI's taxonomy places the organism in Eukaryota, Viridiplantae, Streptophyta, Lycopodiopsida, Selaginellales, Selaginellaceae. Gene Ontology annotation, biological process: regulation of DNA-templated transcription. Bases 210 to 2207 code for a protein of 665 amino acids. The record is from RefSeq and is a predicted model, not a curated record. The transcript has a single exon. Gene Ontology annotation, molecular function: DNA-binding transcription factor activity; sequence-specific DNA binding. Gene Ontology annotation, cellular component: nucleus.
UAGGGUUGCCAUCUUUCCGGCUUCUUUUACUCGCCUUUCUUUAUCUUUUAUGGUUGCCCUUCCUCUGGAGAUAAUGCGCGAGGAACAGGGACGAAGAACACUGCUACCACUGGCGCGGAGGAUUUCGCCUAGAAUCUGGUGAUGGAUUGUUGAAAUUAUGGAUUCCUGACGCUCGCUAGGGCCGGGAAGAAGCCAGCAGCGAUCCGUCGAUGGCAACGAGCGUCAAGAACGAGCUCCUGGCGGCGUCCCCCCCUCCAUUCCACUGGCCGGCGUCGAUCUUCUCACCUCCUCCUCCUCAAUCGCAGCAUUCUCUGGCGAUGCGCGAAGAUUGUGGCAGCGGCGUGUGGGAUCACUGCUCCGCGGCGGCUGGAUCGGGCGCUCUCUCGCCGCUGAGCGAGUAUCUCAUGCAGCCGGACGAGGAAAUCUUGUCCAUGUCCUCGCUCGAUGCCGCUAGCAGCAGCUUCCAGUCGGGAUUGACGACGGACGAGGAGGAGGAGCAAGGGUUCUUUGCCGGAUUAUCGGCGAAUUCUUGCUCCUCGGCCUCCUCCUCGGCCUCCAACACGUCCCCCUCCUCGGCCUCUCACCACUACCAGCAAUUCGACCCCAACAGCCCGCCCGGCAACGUCCUCCUCCACUCGGUGGUGCGCUCCAAAAUCCACGAGAUCAACAGCAGGCUCUUCGACGACGAGGACGACGGCAUCGAUCAGCUCAUCACGACCGACGGCGUCGUCAUCGAUUCCUCGCCCUCGCUGGAGCAGCAGCACGGCUACCAGCCCGUGGCGAUGCCGCCGCCAGCGCCGAUUCUCCCAUUCCGCUCACACCAGGACUCGUUUGGGACGAUACGAUCGUUCGAUUUCCAGCAGCCCAUCCAGCCGGCCUUCGCGAGCUGGACGCACGGUACGUGGCACGUCCACCCCACGGUGCCGCCGCCGCUGCCGCCGGCGGUACGCGGGCCGGCGUGGCAGCACCGCGGAGGUAUACCGCACGGUACGGUGCCUGUGCCGCCGGCGCCGGCAAGCACCGUGGCGGUACAGGGCGGUAUACCGCACGACGGCUCCCAGGACCCACAGGUGCUACUCGUCCAGCUGCUAGUGAUGUGCGCCCACGCGGUGGCGGAGAAAAACGCGAGCAUCGCCCAGAUGAUAUUGGCGCGUCUCAGGCAGCACACUGGGCCGGAGGGGACGCCCAUGGAGAGGCUGGCGUCCUACUUCACCGAGGCGCUUGCCGCGCGGAUCGAUCAGUCCACGGGCUCUGCGCUCUUCAAGGGCCUGCUCAGCGACAAGCUGCUCGAGUCGGAUGGAUCCACGCAGGCCAGCAUGCUCGAGGCGUUCAGCACCUUCUACGACUACCUCCCCAUCGGCAAAUUCGACCACCUCACCAUGAACCAGGUAAUCCUCGACGCCGUGGAGCGCGAGCGCGCCAUCCACAUCCUCGACCUCCAGCUCUGGUUUGGCACCCAAUGGCCGGCGCUGCUGCAAGCUCUCGCAACUCGCCCCGGAGGACCACCUAGAGUGAGGAUCACGGCAGUGGGCUCUUCCGCGGACGAUCUAGCAGCCACUGGCGACAAGCUCCACGAGUGUGCCAAGACGCUGCGCGUCCAUCUCGAGUACAAGGCCUUGCUACUGCCCAAGGCGGACAAGUUCCAUGCCGGGCUCGUCAACCUCCAUCCCGGCGAGGCCUUCAUCGUCAACAGCCUCAGCCAGUUCCACUACCUCCUGCAGCCCUCCACUUCCGACUCGGACACCUCCUUCGGCGGAUUCAUGGCUCACAUCCGAGCUCUCCGGCCCAAGGUGCUCGUCAUGGCGGAGAACGACGCCAGCCACAACAGCUCCGACUUUCUCAAGCGAUUCGGGGAGUGUCUCAAGUACUACUCGGCGGUGUUCGACGCCAUGGCGACGUGCGCGAGCUCGCCCAGCGGGAGGUUGAAGAUGGAGAGGCUCUUUGCGGCGCCAAAGAUCCGGAACAUCAUCGCGUGCGAGGGGCCUAACCGGGUGGAGCGUCACGAGAGCAUGGCGGACUGGAGCAAGCGGCUGGAGGUGGCGGGGUUUCGGCCAUCGCCGCUCAGCCAGAGGGCCGUCAACCAGGCCAAGCUGCUACUCCGCCUCUACUACACGAAUGGCUACACGCUCCACAGCGAGAGAGGCUCGCUGGUUCUCGGGUGGAGGAAUUUGCCGCUCAACACGGUAUCGGCCUGGAGAGUCGCGUGAUCUCUUGAAAGUUGGAUCGAUCGAUCGAUGGGACAAUGGAAAGUUUUCUCUCUUUUUACUUUCGUUUUUUUAUCAUAUCACUUCGGUCUUCGAUUCAACAAAGCGAGUUGGCUCUCUGCAAGCUUGGAACGAUCGAUCCAUCGAUCGGAUUUUUAUUCGAGUAGAGACUGAAAGAAAUUGUGGUUUGUAGCUUUUUCCCAAUUGAGCUCCCCUGUGCAUAGGAUUUGGCAAGGAAUCCAAUAAGAUUCGCUCUA